AGUCAGUAGUAGACAGUCAGUAGUAGACAGUCAGUAGUAGACAGAGUAUCAGACACAGUCAGUAAUAUCAGACACAGACAACAACAGCAGCUCUUCUCCGUGCUCUCCACCCCGGUUCUCGCCUGAGUCAGUCCAUUGGGUUAGGUCUCUGCUACAACACCCGCACGCUGACUUUGGCUCUGCCUCUGCCUCUGCCUCUGCCUUCACUCUCCUCGGCCUAUUCUUGAUUCACUUCACAAAAAUUAACUGAACCGGAAAUUCGCUGCUGCGACUGUUUUGCUCUGAAAGAAGCCCCGCUUUGGUGUUUAGUUGCCGAGAGGACUUCAAUUGCAUUACGAUCAUAGGAAUAGUCAACUGCAUUCAGAAGUAAUAGUUGCAAUGUCGCAAUCCCAAUUCGCUCCUCUGCAGAACGAUCUCAUCCUCAGAGCUGCCAGAGGCCAACCCGUCGAACGCCCUCCUGUCUGGGUCAUGCGACAAGCUGGCCGCUAUCUCCCUGAAUACCACGUCGUCAAAGGCUCAAACAACUUCUUCGUCUGCUGCCGCGAUGAAAAUCUCGCCUCCGCCAUCACCAUCCAGCCCGUAGACCACUACGACGGCAUCCUCGAUGCCGCAAUCAUCUUCUCCGACAUCCUCGUCAUCCCCCAAGCAAUGGGCAUGGCCGUCGACAUCCUCGACAAAAUCGGGCCCCAUUUCCCCGACCCCCUCCGCGUGCCCGACGACCUCAAAAAACUGACCGUCGACGUCGACGUCAAGAAGGAGCUCGACUGGGCGUUCAAGUCAAUCACCGCGACCAGACUCAAACUCAACGGCAGAGUCCCUCUUCUUGGUUUCUGCGGCGGGCCUUGGACUUUGAUGGUCUACAUGAUCGAGGGCGGUGGCACUAAAUUGUUCAGAUACGCCAAAACCUGGCUUUAUCUCUAUCCUGAAGCAACCCACCAGCUCCUACAGCGCAUCACCGACGUCGCUAUCGAGUUUCUCGCCCAGCAGGUCGUCGCCGGUGCUCAGAUGCUGCAAGUCUUCGAGUCCUGGGCUGGCGAGCUCGGCCCUAACGAAUUCAAAGAAUUCUCCCUCCCCUACCUCAUCCAGAUCAUCACCGGUCUGCGAAAACGACUGCUCGAGCUCGGCAUCACCGACCAUAUCCCCGUCACCUGCUUCCCCAAAGGCGCCAUGUACGCCCUCGACUGGCUCGCCGACACUGACUACGACGUCGUCUCCCUCGACUGGACCAUCGACCCCAAAGAAGCCGUCAAGAUCGCAAACGGCAGAGUCGUUCUGCAGGGAAACCUCGACCCGGGCAUCAUCUACGGCUCGGACGAGGUUAUCUCGAAAAAGGUCGAGCAGAUGAUUGCUGGUUUUGGCGGCGGCAAGCAGGGAUAUAUCGUCAAUCUCGGACAUGGUACGCAGCCGUUUAUGGAUCCUGCGAAGCUUGGUCAUUUUAUGAAAGAGUGUCAUCGAUUUGGCAGUGCAUAGACCCUACUCCUCAUACAUCUGUAUAUUACUCUAUGACCAUUUACCUUAAUAUCACUAAUAUACAUUAAUGCUCCG
This is a messenger RNA of Myxozyma melibiosi, 1545 nucleotides long. Its product is annotated as Uroporphyrinogen decarboxylase. NCBI's taxonomy places the organism in Eukaryota, Fungi, Ascomycota, Lipomycetes, Lipomycetales, Lipomycetaceae. The record is from RefSeq and is a predicted model, not a curated record. The coding region runs from base 379 to 1470 and encodes 363 amino acids. Gene Ontology annotation, molecular function: uroporphyrinogen decarboxylase activity. Gene Ontology annotation, cellular component: cytosol. The transcript is spliced from 5 exons. Gene Ontology annotation, biological process: heme biosynthetic process.